Helicoverpa zea (corn earworm) is the source of this 622-nucleotide messenger RNA. RefSeq lists its product as uncharacterized. The record is from RefSeq and is a predicted model, not a curated record. The transcript has 3 exons. Bases 1 to 594 code for a protein of 197 amino acids. Lineage: Eukaryota; Metazoa; Arthropoda; Insecta; Lepidoptera; Noctuidae.
AUGUUUCGAGAGGUGACGGUUUUCGUAACCCUAUACGGGUUAACAGUAGCCUCUCUUCUGGACGGUGAUAUAGACCUGAUAGAUGGAGUGCGUUUAGCGAAGAUACCAGUGACGAACUCUUUGGAAGAUGAAGGAAGAUCUUUUGGGGAGAACUCCCCGUUAUUCAGGAUGGCGAAAUUCUUGGAAGGUCAUGAGUUGCAAGUGAAGUUGCCGAAUUUGAUUGAAAAGGAUCGCGUGACGCAGUUUGUAGCUGAUUCUUUGAAGGUGGUUGAUGAGACUUAUAAGGAGAAUGCUGUGACUGGAAGAGGCAAGGGCGGUGGCGGCGGCGGCGUGGCGCUUCUAGGACUCAUGUUUGCCAAGGCGCUUGGAGCCAUCGGUAUCGGUGGUCUGGGUCUGCUUACUAUGAAGGCUUUAGCUGCAUCAGCUCUCGCCCUAAUGCUGGCAGCCAUUGUAGGAGUCAAGAAACUGGCUUCUCACGACGGUGGCGAAGAUCAUCAGGUCAUAUACGCUGGCCACCAUGGACACCAUAGAAGAAGAAGGGAUAUCACCCCCUUACCUUACCGAGGAUGGAGGCAUUACGAAAAUGCAUCGUGAUUUUUUUAGGAAAAAUGGGAGUGCCUAA